Messenger RNA from Pantherophis guttatus, 3017 nucleotides. RefSeq names its product transmembrane protein 80 (gene TMEM80). Gene Ontology annotation, biological process: non-motile cilium assembly. Gene Ontology annotation, cellular component: ciliary transition zone. Lineage: Eukaryota; Metazoa; Chordata; Lepidosauria; Squamata; Colubridae. The record is from RefSeq and is a predicted model, not a curated record.
GUCGGGAUGCUGGAGGAAUUGGGGAGGGGGAGGAAUGGGGGGGGGAUGGGAUGAGAGAGUAUGGCGGCCGUCAGGCAAGGGAGCUCAUCGUCUGUUCUGUCAUCUGUUCCCCUACAGAUCCUUUUCUUUUUAGAUGGAAUUUAUUAUGUAUUUUAUUUUUUAGCAGCACUUCUAAUGAUUAUUUAUAAAAGUCAGAUUUUCACUUAUCCAUAUAGUUUAUUGACUCUUGAUCUUGUAUUGCUGUUCUUUAUGGCACUUCUCGAAGUUAUCCGCUUGUACUUUGGUACCAAAGGCAACUUGAGAGAAGAGGAAGCUCCCCUUGGGAUCAGUCUCGGUAUCACUGUUGGCAGUGUGCUUCUGUCAGUCUACUUUCUAGUGUGGCAAACGUAUAUCCUGAGAGCAGAUGUCAUUAUUAAUGUGGUGCUGCUUGUUGCAUAUGGACUUGAAGGAAUUCUACAAAUCAUAGCAAUUGCUGCCUUUGUCAGCUAAAUCAUGUUGAUGCUUGUAUACAUGGUUUUUUUCCUGCAUUUUCUUGCAAUGGAAGCAACAUUUAAAAAUUACACAAAGGAGAUGUCCUGGCAAUUCUGUUCCAUGUGACAUACCAAAGUUGCCUGAGACGUUGGUUAAACAGGUUCUGCUGGCCCAUUUUCAGCAUAGAGUAUUUACUAUAAUGACCUGUGCUGCAAUGAAAGUUUGCAAGUUUGUGGCAAAAAACAAGCUGUUUUUCAAGGGGAAAAUAUUUCUUUAAAUACGCAGGCCAAUGCAGGAGGAAUAUUUAUUUAUUUAUUAAAUUUAUAUACCACCCUCACUUUCUAAAGCAAAUGGAAUGGAAUGGAAUGGAAUGGAAUGGAAUGGAAUGGAAUGGAAUAGAAUAGAAUAGAAUAGAAUAGAAUAGAAUAGAAUAGAAUAGAAUAGAAUAGAAUAGAAUAGAAUAGAAUAGAAUUUUAUUGGCCAAGUGUGAUUGGACACACAAGGAAUUUGUGUUGGUGCAUACGCUCUCAGUGUACAUAAAAGAAAAGAUAUGUUCAUCAAGAAUCAUAAGGUACAACACUUAAUGAUAGUCAUAGGGUACAAAUAAGCAAUCAGGAACAAUAUCAAUAUAAAUCGUAAGAAUCCAAGCAAUAAAGUUACAGUCAUACAGUCAUAAGUAGAAGGAGAUGGGUGGUGGGAAUGAUGAGAAAAUUAAUAGUAGUGCAGACUUAGUAAAUAGUUUGACAGUGUUGAGGGAAUUAUUUGUUUAGCAGAGUGAUGGUGUUCGGGGAAAAACUGUUCUUCUAUCUAGUUCUGGUGUACAGUGCUCUAUAGCGUUGCUUUGAGAAUAGGAGUUGAAACAGUUUAUGUCCAGGAUGUGAGGGGUCCAUAAAUAUUUUCACAGCCCUCUUUUUGUCUCGUGCAGUAUACAGUAUACAGCUUACAGUUUAAAUCGUAGAUAUUAAAGUAUUAAAAUAUCAACAAUGUAUACAAACUAAAAAAACUGAUGACAAGGACAGCACAGAGGUGGCGUCUUCCCUAUUAGGCCACCAGCCUCCUCCAACAUGAAGGAUCCCCAUCAGGACCUCAAACUAUCCCUGUCAGCUGAAACUCUGACCUAUAGGAUGCAGAGCAUGCUGCUUCUGACAGAUUGAGUGGGGCAGGCCAAUCCCAUUGGGGUGAGAUGGUUCCUCAGCUAACCUGAUCUAUUCCAUGAAGGGCUUUAAAGGUGAUGACCAACAGCUUAAUUGAUCCUGGAAGCAAACUGGCAAUCAGUGGAGGUCACACAACACAGUAUUAUGUGUGACCUCCUGGGGUGGUCAGAACGGAUUAUUUUACUGCAUUCUGUACCAAUUGUAGCUUCCAAAUAUUCUUCAAGGGUAGCCCCAUGUAAAGCGUAUUGCGGGAAUCCAAAAUUAUCGUAUUUUUCAGAAUAUAAGACGCACCUUUUUACCCCCCAAAAGAGGGUGAAAAUCUGGGUGCAUCUUAUAGUCCGAAUGUAGUCCCACCCAGCCUCUGAAACGGAGAUUUCAGUGGCUGAAAAAAAAGCAAGGCGCAGAGCUCACAACCAAUGAACCUGUUGCUAAAGUUCAACUCUGGGAAUAGCUGAUUGGGGGUAUUCCGGGAAGCCGAUCCACCCCCAACCAGCUUUUUUCUUGGUGUGUCUUAUAGUCUGAAAAAUAGGGUGUAUGCACAUUUAUUCAGAGUUAAUAUCUUAAAAUUAGGUAGCCUCAGGCUCAAAUUUUUGUGGCAAGUAUAUUUUUUCUUGUUGUAUCUGCACCAGGCCAACAAAUCAUCAAUUAGCCUGCAAUUAGAAUUAUGAUAUUUUCUAAUUCUGAUUUGCAAGGUGCAGCAGAAAGAGAAAAUAUUAAAUAUUACAUCAGAAUCUGCCAUAUCAUAGACAGAAGUUACACAUUAUACUAAAAUAAAAAGUGGUUCCUUUGCUUUUUGCUUAGUAGAAUGUGAGAUACAUUUAAAGGCCACGGUUUAUAAUGUAGGUUAGUAUGUAAAUCCUGCUAGUAGACUUAUUCAGUACAUUACAGUUUUUAAAAGAUGUAGUGUGCUCUUCUGACCUAUGUAUAAUCUUUCUAAAACCUGUUAGCAUUCUUGUUUGCAUAAUAACACAUUUCAAAGUUUCAUUUCAAGAAUAUUAGAUUGAGAAUUAUUUCACUUUAUAAGUCUUAUAGAAUACCUGGAAUAAUUCUUUUUCAACAUGUUUUCCCCCUUCAGAAUAUCUCAAAUUGUUAUUUGUUUUGAGUAUAGUUAAGAGCAUUUCUGGUGAUUUUAUCAUCCAUUCGUGUUUCUUGUAAUCCUAAGGAAAAGUAAGAUAUAAAUGAAUUUUCUAGAAACUAUGUAUAAUAUGAAUUUUACCUUUUGUCUUUCUCUAUGUAUGUUAAUUUGCAACAUUCCAGUUUUCUUUUAUAAAUACUUGUUUUGUGUUUUUUAACAAAAAUAAGAUAUAUAGAUCUGAUAUGACUUUUUUCUCCCAAAACUACUGUAUUUAUAUUUUUAUAUCUCUUUUUAAUAAAUAAAUAUUUCAUAGAUUA